This is a messenger RNA of Plasmodium adleri (nom. inval.), 3258 nucleotides long. Its product is annotated as vacuolar transporter chaperone,putative. NCBI's taxonomy places the organism in Eukaryota, Apicomplexa, Aconoidasida, Haemosporida, Plasmodiidae. The record is from RefSeq and is a predicted model, not a curated record. The transcript is spliced from 2 exons. The coding region runs from base 1 to 3258 and encodes 1085 amino acids.
AUGAAAUUCAGCAAGAAAUUACAUGAGCGUGCUCAUCCAAAGUAUAGAGAGCAUUACAUUGCUUAUAAGGAUUUAAAAAAAUUUAUUAAAUUAAUAACAGGGAAGGACACGUCGACAUUUACUAUCAAAGAAGUGACAAGCAACCUUGGAAAUAAUCGAGCUUUAAAUUGCAGAGAAUAUAGAACCCCUGAAUCCAGAUUUGAAGAUAUCUUAAAUAUAGAAUUAGAAAAAAUAAAUAAUUUUACUUUAUAUAUUAUAAAAGCAUGGUAUAAAGAUAUUGAAUUGUAUUAUAAUAAAUUAAAAGAGAAUCUUAUAGAUGAUAUAAAAGAUGUUGAAAAUAAAUUACAUGCAUUAGGAAAUAUAUUAAUAUUUCUAGAAGAUUAUAAACAUAUUAAUUUUAUUGGGUUUCAUAAAAUAACAAAAAAAUUUGAUAAACAUAAUGAUAAUGUAUUAAACUCAUCAUUUUAUAUAAGUGUAGUUAUAAAAAGUUUCUUUAUGAGUUUUGAUAUAAAUGUAUUGAUAUAUAUUUUGUCUGUCUGUUAUAAAUAUUUAAGGUUACUUAAAGGUGGAAUUAAGAGGGGCACACAAAAAAAAGAAAUAGAAAAAAUAGAAAAGAUAGAAAAAAUUGAAGAUGAAAAAAGAGAGAAUAAUAAAAUUAAUUACAACAAUCACAACAAUGAUCACAAUAUAAAACAAAGUGAUGACCAUAUGAAUGAUGAUCAUAUGAAUGAUGAUCAUAUGAAUGAUGAUCAUAUGAAUGAAGACCAUAUGAAUGAUGAUCAUAUAAAUGAUAACCAUAUAAGUGAUAACCAUAUAAAUGAUAACCAUAUAAAUGAUAACCAUAUAAGUGGUGAUAAUAUUUCAUAUAAUUUAAUUACAAAUGCAUGCCAUGAAAAAAAAAAUGGUAUAGGAAUAAAACAUGUUAAAUAUAUUGUGAAGGCACAAAAAUUAAUAUUAAUAAAAGUAGAAAUAGCUAGACGUUUUAUAUUUAAAUAUUAUAAUAUAGAAGAAGAUGAAUGUAUAGGAAAUAUAAAAAAAUUCUUAGAUAUUAUAUCUAAAAACAAAAUUCAUAAUUAUUUAUUAACAAUAUAUUUUGAUGAUAAACAUUUUAGUACCUAUCAUAAAAAUGUAAAUACAAACCUUUCUAAUAUAGAUGAUGAAUAUAUUAGAAUUAGAUCCUAUAAUUAUAUAAGUAAUAAUAAAAUACAUAAUGAACAUACAUCAUUACAAUAUUUUAAUUUAUAUGAACCUAGUCAUCAUCAUAAAGAAAAAUAUUUAUUAUUCAAAGAUAUUGCAACCUCAAAUUUUUUAAAUAUAAAAAAAGUAGAUGACCUUGAAAUACUGCUCAAAGAAGAAACAUAUAAUCAUAUAUAUAAUAAUAAAGACCAUUUAAAUAAAACAUAUGAAAAGGAAAAUAUAUCCUCAACAGAAACAUUUCAAAAUAACAAGAUAGAUAUAAAUAAACAGUAUUUUUUGAAUAACACACAAUUCUUUUUAAAUUUUAUGGAACACAUGAAAAAUAAAAAAUUGACAAGUUGUAUGAGAAGCAAAGUAAAUAGAUUAUAUUUUAGUGAUGAUAAAACGUGGGGGUAUAUUGAUGAGAAUAUAUCUUACUGGGCUCACAACGAUAAAAAAAAUAUGCAUACGUUUGAAGAUGAAGAUGAAGAUGUAGAUGUAGAUGAAGAUGUAGAUGUAUAUGAAGAUGAAGAUGUAGAUGAAGAUGUAGAUGAAAGUGUAGAUGAAUAUCAAAAUGUAGAUCAAAAUGUAGAUGUAGAUCAAAAUGUAGAUAUAAAUCAAAAUGUAGAUGUAAAUCAAAAUGUAGAUGUAGAUGAAAGUGUAGAUGUAGAUGAAAGUGUAGAUUCUCAUGAACAAUAUUAUAACCAUUUGUAUGAUAAAGCAAGUAGUAAAAAUCCCCAUUUAAAAAAAAUUCUUAAUAAAGACAAGAAUUUUAAAUUUCUUAAAAAAGGAAGGAAUAAAAAAUAUGCAUAUUUUAAUUAUGCUGUUAUAGAUAUCAGUAUAAAAGAGGAACAAAAAAAUAAUGAUUUCCUUACAAAAUUAAAUAAUCGUGGACUAUUAAAAGAAAUAUGGGGAUAUUCAUCUUUUCUUCAAGGUAUAUCCUUAUUAUAUUCAAAUCGUUUAUCCACCUAUCCUCACUGGAAAAUAUAUACAAGUACUGAUCAUAUGAAACUGAAUAAAAGUACGAAAAAAUUUAAAGGAGGAAAAAACAAAAAAGAAACAAAAAAUAAAAAUGAUAAUAUAAAUGGUAAUAUAAAUGGUAAUAUGAAUGAUAAUAUAAAUGGUAAUAUAAAUGAUAGUAUAAAUGAUAGUAUAAAUGAUAAUAUGAAUGAUAAUAAAAAUGAUAAUAUAAUAUAUAAUUUUUUUAACCAUUUAAAGCAUGAUCAAAGUAAUAGCGAUGUUGUACUUACAAGUCCAUAUAUUUCAAAUCAAUCAAAUAAAAAAAAAAAAAAAAAAAAAAAUUAUAAUACAAAAGAUGAUUUUAAAAAAAGUAUUACUUAUACAGGUGCUUCUGCUAGAAUAGCACAUGAAAGUGAAUUAAUAUUUAGAAAUGAAAUUGAAAAAAAAAAUAAAAAAAAAAAUAAAAAUUUAAACAUUAAUUCUAAUUUUAAUUUAAUUCAUCCAUUAUCUAAUGAAAUAUAUAGUACCAAUAAUAAUAAUAAUAAUAAUAAUAAUUUUAGUAUUAAAAAAAUCAAUAAAUAUUCUAACAAUUUGAAAGAUUUAUCUAUAAAAAAUACAUCCCUUAUUUAUGAUAAUAAUUUAUAUGAACCUCUUCUUCAACAAACAAAUAAUACAUAUGAAAAUACAUUACAAUCAUUAAUACGUAAAAUUAUAUCUCCUAUUAAAAAUUUAUUUUGCUCAACACCUAAUACACAACAUAAUUCAAAACCCAAAAAUUCUGUUGUGCGUGUCGAACCAAAAACAUUUUUUGCUAAUGAACGAACAUUAUUACAAUGGCUUAAUACUAGUGUAUUAUUAUCUACAAUAUCUAUAACCCUUCUCAAUUUUUCUAAUUCAUAUGGAUUUUUUUCUGGAGUUAUUAUGGCACCUGUCUCUAUAUUUUUUAUCUUAUAUUCUUUUUAUAUUUAUCUAAAAAGAUCAGAUGCGUUGGUAAAUAAAGAACCAAUUAAUUAUACUGAUAAGCUAGGUCCCUUAAUUUUGGUUCUCACCUUAACAUUUUCUUUAUCAACAGUUGUUGUAUUAAAUAUUUAUGGCAGAUGGAAAACAGAAAUAUGGUCUUAA